Molecule: messenger RNA, 881 nt
Organism: Linderina pennispora
Lineage: Eukaryota; Fungi; Kickxellomycota; Kickxellomycetes; Kickxellales; Kickxellaceae
Exons: 1
Coding region: 49-702 (217 amino acids)
Biological process (GO): mRNA splicing, via spliceosome
Cellular component (GO): U1 snRNP
Molecular function (GO): U1 snRNA binding
Source: RefSeq, a predicted model, not a curated record
GUCUCGUACGGCCGCGUCCUGGACAUUGUUGCUCUGAAGACCACAAAAAUGCGCGGCCAGGCGUUUAUAGUAUUCUCAGACAUCGCCAGCGCAACCACAGCCAUGCGGCACCUGAGCGGCCGCACAGUCUUUGGCCGACCACUUUGCAUAGAAUAUGCCCUCAGCAAGUCGGACGUGGUUGCGCAAAAGGACGGCACGUACAAAUAUGGCGAGAAGCGCGAGCACACGAGCGCCGAGCAGCGGAAACGCCUGCUGGGGAUCACCGAAGGUGCCAAGCGGCAAGCCAGCGAGGAAGCAGAGGAGCGUGAGGCGAAGCGGAGAGCUGUUGGGGACGCGGACGAGGAAUCUGAUGGCGAGCAGGAUAUGCGUGACGACGACAGCGACGACGACAGCGACAUUGGGCCCAUGCCGCCAGCCGAGGAAGCGCCAGAGCAGGAGAUCGGACCGCAGGGUGCAGAUGCAGAGGGGGUGUCGGCGCCCACGCUGUUUGUCGCCAACCUGCCCGAGGACUUGUCGGUCGAUGUGCUUGCAGGCCUGUUCCAGCAGUAUGCUGGCUUCCGCCAGGUGCGCCAGAUCGAGGGCAAGCAGGGCAUUGCGUUUGUUGAUUACGAGUCAGCGCGCGAUGCCGCAGCCGCUCGCGAUGUGCUCGAUGGAUUCAGGAUCGCGGCAGACCGUGCCAUGCAGAUAAAAUUUUCUCGCUGAUGAUAUCUUUUCCCUUGUUGAGCAACUAGAGCAGCCUUGAUACGAACUGGAUACGCCUGCCCAUUUUCCAAGCCUCCUCCGCACAGCGCCCUCACUUGGGCGAGCUCUGGAGAAUGCGCUUGAUUGCAUGAUUGGCUGCGUGGCCCAUUUUCAAAACAACCUUUUCCUUUGGCCUGGAG